Messenger RNA from Ixodes scapularis (black-legged tick), 1369 nucleotides. RefSeq lists its product as uncharacterized. The transcript has 2 exons. NCBI's taxonomy places the organism in Eukaryota, Metazoa, Arthropoda, Arachnida, Ixodida, Ixodidae. The record is from RefSeq and is a predicted model, not a curated record. The coding region runs from base 39 to 1283 and encodes 414 amino acids.
UCGUCUCGAAACGGCGCAAGAGCACACACGAGGGAGACAUGCCGCCCGGCUCCAGGCAACAGAAAUUCGUCCAGCGGCUGGCCACCGCGUUCCUGGCGCUCCUUCUGGUCGACCAGGUUUCGUCCACGGCCAACAGCGUCACGCUCCCGGCUCCCGUUUCCCAGACGCCGAGAAACAAAGCAGCAACGCCCCAGAGCGAGCUGCUCGGCGACGCGACAAGCUACAAGCAACGCCGCUACAGCAAGCCUACCUCGGCAGAGGCUGAAGCGCCACUGUUGCCAGCCACUUUCCAGCUGGAAGGAGUAUACGGCCGAGUCAGGAAGGGCAACCCAACUCGGGGAAGCAGCGUCAAGGUCCCCUACAGACACCGAAGUUCAGCCGGAGGCCUCUACGAAGGAUCUCAAGAUGAUACUUACGGCAGAAUCCGGUACGGCCACGGAGGGCCCUACCAGGACCCCCAGCCCGAGCCCCAACCCGCGCGGGGGUCGGGUGCGUACGAGGACGGGGUGUAUGCGGGUGAAAUGUACGCCCCUUACAGCCGGGGGGUAGAGUACGACAGGGAUCAUUAUAGCCAUAAGGCUCAAGGAGCCCAGGUCACCCCGGGGAAGAAUAUGUUUUCUCCUCCGACGUACGUCCGCAGUUCUUAUGUCCCGGCCCUGGUGCCGGAAGAUGACGAGAGGAGAGAUGAAGGAGGUUACGCUUCAGUCACUCGCGGUGCCAAGCCUCACGCUAACGAGUUCACUGGAGGCGGACUCGUGCAUUACUCUUACGGCAACACUGCGGGCCGUUACCCUAGCGUCCAGCCGGCAUACAACUACAGAACUCCACUUUCUAGUGCCAGGCCAAUCCACGGUGCUUACAGCGCGUUCGGCGAUUAUAGUCAUAGUGCCGUCCAGGACAGCAGUAGGGAGCUGGUACCAUAUUACAAUUCCGCGGGAUAUUAUAACCGGUUUGAUGUCGGCAGCUACAGACCCAUGGGCGGUUACGCUCAAGGGACCCGAGAGCAAGCAGACCCCAGCGGGUACGAGAAUAGCCUGAUGGACGAUGCGGGUGGCGCUUACGCGGGUGUUCACGCGGUGGAAACAAGCUAUCCUCGGCGCUACAAGCCCCAACCGAAGACGUCGUGGCAGCCUUUCAGCAACGCCGAGAGAAGUAGCGAUACGGCAAGGCCGAGCGUUGGUGGUUACCUGGUGGGUCUGGACUACGUCGUGAGAAGUCCUGGUUCCCACGGCUUUGGGGCGUCCCGGCCAAGCAAGACCAGCACCGGACACUACUGGCGCUGAGCGGAACUUUGCUUACAUACCUUUAUCGGCGAAGAAGCUGGCUGACGUCUAUAAACAGCCGAGUUUCAAUAAACCUUUAUCGGAAA